Messenger RNA from Vidua chalybeata, 1262 nucleotides. RefSeq names its product docking protein 6 (gene DOK6). The transcript is spliced from 8 exons. Lineage: Eukaryota; Metazoa; Chordata; Aves; Passeriformes; Viduidae. Gene Ontology annotation, cellular component: cytoplasm. Gene Ontology annotation, biological process: positive regulation of MAPK cascade; cell surface receptor protein tyrosine kinase signaling pathway. The coding region runs from base 72 to 1067 and encodes 331 amino acids. The record is from RefSeq and is a predicted model, not a curated record.
GGAGGAGGAGAAGGCGACGGCGGCGGAGGAGGACUCCGGGCGCGGAGGGAAGGAAGCAGGCAGCGCUUGCCAUGGCCUCCAACUUUAACGAUAUAGUCAAGCAGGGCUACGUAAAAAUCCGCAGCAGGAAGCUGGGGAUUUUUAGGCGUUGUUGGUUGGUUUUCAAGAAGGCUUCCAGUAAAGGACCCAGGAGGCUAGAAAAAUUUCCAGAUGAGAAGGCAGCAUAUUUCAGGAACUUCCACAAGGUAACUGAGCUGCACAAUAUCAAAAACAUAACCAGAUUGCCUCGAGAGACAAAGAAGCAUGCAGUGGCAAUUAUCUUUCACGAUGAGACAUCAAAGACAUUUGCGUGUGAGUCAGAACUAGAGGCAGAGGAGUGGUGCAAGCAUCUUUGCAUGGAAUGUCUAGGGGCCAGGCUCAAUGAUAUAAGUCUUGGGGAACCAGAUUUGCUUGCUGCUGGAGUCCAGAGAGAACAAAACGAACGAUUCAAUGUAUACCUUAUGCCUACACCAAAUUUAGAUAUCUAUGGGGAAUGUACAAUGCAGAUCACACAUGAAAACAUCUAUCUCUGGGACAUCCACAAUGCCAAGGUCAAGCUGGUCAUGUGGCCUCUGAGCUCUUUGAGGAGAUAUGGACGUGACUCAACGUGGUUUACAUUUGAGUCUGGAAGGAUGUGUGACACAGGAGAAGGGCUAUUCACCUUUCAAACACGAGAAGGAGAAAUGAUAUAUCAGAAGGUCCAUUCUGCAACACUGGCAAUAGCUGAGCAACACGAAAGAUUAAUGAUGGAAAUGGAGCAGAAGGCAAGGCUCCAGACCAGUCUGUCUGAACCAAUGACUUUAUCCAAGUCGAUCUCACUUCCUCGUAGUGCAUAUUGGCAUCACAUCACCCGGCAGAACAGCGUUGGAGAAAUCUACAGUUUACAAGGUCACAACCUCGGCUCAGCGAAGGUGUCCCGGGCGCAGACAUUUCCCAGCUACCCAUCGGAGCAGGGCGAGGAGCACCAGCAGCCACUGUCGCUGGCCAGCAGCUACGCCUUCAGCUACGGCUCGGGGCUGGUGCAAUGACAGCCGGGGGCUGCCGGCCCACAUGGACAGCUGAGCCUGGAGCCUCCCACCAGGACCAGGGAGCCGCUGGCCCCCUCUGCACCCACCAUUCGCCGUGAAAACUGAUGCCUACCAACUCUAGCUGGGGCGCCGCCAAUGUGGAAACCUGGAGAGGCGGCUUCCCCAAAGCAGAGGCUAAGUCUUUAUUUAUUUAUU